Symbiodinium pilosum is the source of this 2148-nucleotide messenger RNA. The record is from the annotation of a GenBank genome assembly. Lineage: Eukaryota; Dinophyceae; Suessiales; Symbiodiniaceae.
AUGUGCAGUUUUUUGGUGACAUCAUGGCUUAUAUCGAAUCUAACAGCCGUGAAUUUUUUCUUGCUGCCACGAGGGCCAGAUGGCACCAGGUCUCUCCAGAAGGGUCCUUUCACGUUCGUACACAAUCUCUUGCAUAUGACAGGUGAACGAGUGUGGCAGCCAUUUGUCGAGGACAAGGUGGUUGCCGUGUACAAUGGGGAGAUCUACAACGCACGCCAGGUUCCUCCGGGGUUUGAGGGGCGACACCUGUAUCGAUCUGAUGGGGAGUGUCUGCUGCCGGCCUAUCAACACUUGGGACCUCACUUCCCUCAAGCAUUGGAUGGUGAGUUUGCCCUCGUGCUGGUAGAUUUUGAGCUGCAAGUGGCAGUGCUGAGCACGGACGUCUUUGGCACAAAGCCAUUAUGGUGGAAGGCUAAGCUCUGCCUGGACCAGCUGGAGCCACAGGUGGCUCUUUUGCGACUGGGUAUCCCGGAAUCAGAGAUUCGAGCCGCAAGGCCAAACGAGGUGAUGCAGCUCACGCUCGACUUCAAGGCAGAAGCUCCACAACUUGGGGCUGUUGGUGUCAGUGGGGUCAGCCAUUAUGCCAUACAUGAAUUCGACUUGCGCCAGUUCAAGGAUUCAACGCAAGAUUGGCAGACUGCAUUUAGAAAGGCGGUUUGGAAGCGUGUAGCAGCUUCAAACCGUCCCACUUUUGUUGGUCUCAGCAGUGGCUACGAUUCCGGAGCAUUGCAUGUGGCGCUGGAAGCCGAAGCUGCUCCGCACAGUGUGAACUAUUUCACUGUGGCUGCAGAAGAAUUGCCAGAUCUGAUCGGCAGGCGUCUUUCCCACAACAGAUCUAUGUCUCGAGCCUUCCUGCUUAGCCUCUCUCUCCAGGAUUUUCAGACAGAACGAGACUGGCUGAACUUGGCCUCUGAGCCCUUCAAGUAUGGGAAAAGCAAUUGGGCGGGAGGCUCCGUUCAAGAAGAUGGAGCGGCUACUGGCCUUUCUGCAAUUUUCAGGCGCUGCCGCGAGUCUGGUAUACUAGUUUAUGUUUCAGGAGCUGGAGCAGAUGAGAUCAUCUCGGAUUAUGGCUUUCAAGGGGUCAAGUUUUUCCCCCACAGUGCAUUUGGCGGCUUGUUUCCAAAGGAUUUGUCAUCCAUCUUUCCGUGGCCGUCCGUCUUCCUUGGAACACAGAGAGACUACCUGAUGAAGGAAGAGGUUGUAGCAGGCAGCCAUGGAAUUGAAGCCAGAUACCCGUUUCUUGACAAGCAAGCCGUUCAGGAAUUCCUUUGGCUGUCCCACACUGCCAAAAAUCAAUUGUACAAGCGGCCUGUUCAUGAAUUCUUGGCCGCUGUUGGUUAUCCAUUCGAUGUGGGCAACAAGGACGGCUUCGCCGCUGGACGCAAUUUAAAGCUAUGGGGUACAACUGCGAUGGAGGUCAUAUAUGACUCGCUGAUGCCGAUACCCGCGCGCAGUCCGCUUGAUCAACUUGAAUCAAGAUCCUGCAUCUUGGGACCUGGCUUUCGGAGUGGUUCGUGGCAACGUGCAAGGUCUCAGCUCGUUGCAUUCCUCUCUACACCUGAGGAUGACGUAGAGGCUGUUGGAGAUCUUGGAGCUGCUCUUGUUGCAUUUUCCUCUCAGGCUGACAUGCUGCGUGAGUCUGAACCGUGUGCCAUGGGAGAGUUGUGUUUACAGUUGUUGGUGCUUCUACUGCUUGAGCCAAGCACGAAAUCCUUGCAAGUCAGAUUUGAGCGCCUAGAAUACCUUGUGCCGCAGAUUUUUUCGUUGCCCUGGGAAACAGUCAUAAUGUCUGGUUGGCCGCUCUUUGCGCUCCUGGUCCGUGUUGCGCAUGAGGUCGCUAUUGAUGUUGAUCCGAUUGGCAGCCACAUGGUCGACAGUGAUUCUACUGAAAGGGCUGCUACGAUGGAGGCGGCCCUGGCAAUUGUGGAAACCAUCCUCCAAGUUAGCGAUUCAAGCAAGGCAAGCAUGCGUCAGAUCAUCCCUUCUAUACAACUGGUUCAAGCUAAAAUGGCCCAGUGCUGGAUGCAAAGAGGGGAUCUUCAUGCGAUGUUGCUGAACUCUCGUAUGUUUGAAUUACUGACUUUGCUUGAGACAUUGAGCAAGCCUCAUUAUCGGGUCAAUCUGGCUGAUGCAUGGCACUUGGCCUAA